AUGGCUUCGGUUCCAGAAGAUGUGACGGACGAGCAUUUACAACAGCAAACUCAACCCGCUUCUGCUUUCGCUUCCAUUCCUCAUCGUCCGCAAACUAAGAGCUCUUCAGAAAAAUACGCGCCUCUAGAUUGUUCCCUGUAUUUUGACAAAGAAGACGAUAUUGCAAUUCCCGAAUCGAACGAUGUGUUUCAUGUUUACACGGCAGGAACUGAGGGGCCCGUUGUAUUCUGUCUACACGGUGGUGGUUAUUCUGGGCUGUCAUUUGCUGUCUCAGCAAGUAAAAUUAAGGAGAAAGCUAGGGUGGUUUCUAUGGACUUGAGAGGUCAUGGGAAAUCAUCGACAGAAAUUGAUCUCGAUUUAUCUGUUGAGACCAUGUGCAAUGAUGUAUUGGCUGUUAUAAAGGAAUUAUAUAGCAAUUCUCCUCCAGCAAUUAUUCUUGUUGGUCACAGCAUGGGAGGAUCAAUUGCUGUGCAUGUUGCUGCAAGAAGAUCAUUAUCCACCUUGGCUGGGUUGGUUGUUGUGGAUGUUGUAGAGGGAACAGCAAUGGCUUCACUCAUUCAUAUGCAGAAAAUUCUAUCAAACAGGAUGCAACAUUUUUCAAGCAUUGAAAAAGCUAUUGAAUGGAGUGUCAAGGUUGGCUCCAUAAGAAAUAUUGAUUCUGCUCGCGUAUCCAUCCCUGCCACAUUAAAAUAUGAUGAGUCAAAGAAAUGUUAUCUUUACCGAACUGAGCUGGAAAAGACUGAAGAAUAUUGGAAAGGCUGGUAUGAAGGACUCUCAGAUAAAUUUUUGUCAUGUCCUGUUCCAAAGCUGUUGUUAUUAGCAGGAACAGAUAGAUUGGACAGGUCUCUCACAAUUGGUCAAAUGCAAGGGAAGUUUCAAAUGGUGGUUGUAAGGCAUACAGGGCACGCUAUUCAGGAAGAUGUACCGGAUGAAUUUUCAACUCUGAUUGUCAACUUCAUUACUCGGAACCGAAUUGGCCCUCAUGGAAUUGAGAGGGGUUUUGCUCCCCAAGGGGGUGGGGGGUAUGGGUUGGUGGGGUAUAUUGGAGGGGAAUUAAUAAAAAACUAA
This is a messenger RNA of Sphenostylis stenocarpa, 1068 nucleotides long. Lineage: Eukaryota; Viridiplantae; Streptophyta; Magnoliopsida; Fabales; Fabaceae. The record is from the annotation of a GenBank genome assembly.